AUGGAAGCUGAAGCGAGGCUCCGUGUGCUCACAAAAGAGCGCGCAGGCUAUAUGCAACGCAUGACGCAACUGGAGACCAAACGGGAUGAGGCUAUCCGUGAAGCGGCUCUCAUCAAUGGACGAGCUAGCGCCGAGCGUGAGGUGACACUAGCGAGAAAUCGCGAGUUGGCUGAAAUACGUGAAGAACGGGACGCCAUCCGACGCGAGUUGUACGAUUUGGGCCAGCUGCGGUUGGCCGAUCUGGCGGAAAAACAGAAUGAACUGGUACAAUUGCGGGCUCGUCUGCGUGAGGUUGAGACGCAGGGACAGGCCAAGUUGGAACAGACAACUAUGGAGCUGGAAAGGCUCCGAGAGGAGCUUGAAAAUCUUCAGGUAACCGGGCUAAAUGUUACAUUGCAUUCUUUUCCUUUCUGUCCCUGCAACCGGCAGACCGAGGUGCAGUUGUCACAGGCCUCCGAACUCAAUCAGAAAGCUAACAACCGUCAGCUGAAGCGUCAGGUAACCGAACUCGAGGACCACAUGGAGAGCUACACCCGCAAAGUGGUCGACCUCGAGCAUCAGGCCAGCGACCUGGAGGCUGAGUUGUCACGGACGAAGGCCCAGCUGGUGGCUGUCCGGAAGGCCGGGCAGACGGCCUAUCGGGCCGGGCAGGCGAGGGCGAUGGAAGACUGGUCGUCGAUUGGCCACUCGUUUGGGGGCGCCGUCUCCGGAGAACUAGACUGCAUGGACGACCAGGCCGUCGAGGAAGCGAUGGACGCAACAACCUCGCCAGUGGGCAAAUACUCUGAGGUUCCCUCGGUGGCCAAGAGGAUGAUCGACAGGUUGGUAAAAAUGCCAAGUUCAACCACAUCAGCCGCCGUCGCGGAUAUGAAAUAA
Messenger RNA from Protopolystoma xenopodis, 876 nucleotides. The record is from the annotation of a GenBank genome assembly. NCBI's taxonomy places the organism in Eukaryota, Metazoa, Platyhelminthes, Monogenea, Polystomatidea, Polystomatidae.